Molecule: messenger RNA, 1320 nt
Organism: Bactrocera neohumeralis
Lineage: Eukaryota; Metazoa; Arthropoda; Insecta; Diptera; Tephritidae
Gene: wuho
Product: tRNA (guanine-N(7)-)-methyltransferase non-catalytic subunit wuho
Exons: 1
Coding region: 94-1251 (385 amino acids)
Biological process (GO): RNA (guanine-N7)-methylation
Cellular component (GO): tRNA methyltransferase complex; nucleus; cytosol
Molecular function (GO): protein binding; tRNA (guanine(46)-N7)-methyltransferase activity
Source: RefSeq, a predicted model, not a curated record
GAACUGUCAUAGAAUCAUAUGUAUGUCAAUAAUUGGGGUAAAUUGCAACGUUAACAUUUGUGCUUAUUUUCGUAAAAAUAUUUAUAUACAAUAAUGACGACGCUUUUUUAUGCCGAACCUGAACUGGUAAUUGCUUUGAAUAAAAAAGUGAUUUUCGUAAAUCCAAACGAUUUACAAAUUUUUAAAGAAAUAGAAAUACCCAAAGAUUUGACUGAAGUCGGUCUGAAAGCCCCAAAAGGUAUUGCUGAUACUGACGGCGAGGGUGGCAGUGAACAAUCUAAAGAGACGAAAAAAUUAAAAGAAGUGAAACCAGAAUUGCCUAGCAUUCUUCAUGUCGAAGUCUCUCCGGAUCAUUGCUUAUGUGCUAUAACUACUGCAGGUCAAAAGGCUGUCUUGCUCUACCAAUGCCGUCCUGAACACGCUAAAUUAGUGUCAGUGAGACCACUGGCACGUGCUUCAAGUGCUCUAACAUUUAGCAAAGACUCUAAAAUGCUUUUGGUGACAGAUAAGUCAGGAGAUUGUUAUAAAUAUGAUUGUAUAAAUUUCGAAGAGGAACCGCAACUCUUACUCGGCCACCUCAGCAUAGUCUACGAUGUAUUAUGGACGCCAGAUUCUAAAUAUAUUAUCACUUGUGAUAGAGAUGACAAAAUCCGUAUAACUAAUUAUCCUGAAACAUAUGAUAUACACGGCUAUUGUCUUGGGCAUAAAGAAUUUGUUUCUGGAGUAGCAUUUUUGAGUGACGAUACCAUUGUUUCCAUAUCCGGAGAUAAAACUUUACGUAUUUGGAACUUCGUCAGUGGCCAAGAAAAGUCCAAGAUUGAUCUGCCAGCACCUGCUUUAAGACUUUGCUUGCGCCCGAAUAUUGAAAAUAAAUUUGAAGCCGCUGUAUUGUUAUAUCAACCGGAUGAAAGUGUUGGUAUUUACGAAAUUAGUAAAAGCGGCGAGGAUCAAUGGCUUAUAAAGGAGCUCACAAAACUUAAUUAUCCGGAUGUGAUUAUAAGCAACAUUUGUUUCGUAAAUGAAAGGCUUUAUGCAACUGGUAUUGUUGAUGAACGUUUUAGCUUGAAAAUAUCGAACAUUGCGGAUAGUCAGCCAAUAAUAUCAACUGACUGGAUUGAUAUGAUAGAGGAGCGGUUCAGGUCAGAAGUGUGGAAGCCUGAAGAUGUGUCGGCCUGGUUUAAGAAGCGAUAUGACAAUGUGAGUGAUUAUCUAGAACGCAAGAAACGUCGGAUUGAGGAAAAGCAAAAAUAGUUUUUGAAUUAACCAAAUUUUUUCUAAGAAAUUAUUUUUUAAAUAAAAUAUAUUUUUUAAAUCGAGAAA